Molecule: messenger RNA, 2417 nt
Organism: Brassica napus (rape)
Lineage: Eukaryota; Viridiplantae; Streptophyta; Magnoliopsida; Brassicales; Brassicaceae
Exons: 11
Coding region: 496-2268 (590 amino acids)
Source: RefSeq, a predicted model, not a curated record
UAGAACAAUCAGCUAAUCUUAUAAAAUAUAGGUUACUUUAUUUUUUAGAGGCAAAAACGCUUUUGUCACUUUGUCUAUUUUGACUUAUAUAUGUAGAUCUCUAGCUAUAACUCUUUUUUUUUGCCGAUUUGGUUGGAAAUUAGACGACUCGUAGGGUCUUUUGUACACACUGGUGACUGGCUUUUUUGACACGACUCGACUCUCCUUCUCACCACCAUUUCCGUGAACACAUGAGCCAUACCCAACUUUUCUUCCUAGUUUGGAACCCACCACGCUUAUUUUGUUCCCUUUUAGUGUUAAAAACUUCCUCCUUGUUGAAAGAUAGUGGAAGUUUCACAAGUUUUAUAGUUCCCAUGUCAUCUUACAGGUUUUAGUGAGCCAUGCGGUUUCUGCUUCGAUCAGUUGAAGCAUUUCCUUUAAGUCUUUUGUUUUCUAGUUAUCCUGGGAGCUACUUAGGAGAAAAGGUCAGCUUUGUGGUUGGUAACUUUGAGACAAAUGGGAUUUGGAGUUGGUAGUAGAAUGUUGGAUUUGAGGAUGGCCCGAACCCACAAGCGUUCCAAGAGUGCCAGCUUUCCAGAAAAGAAAAGUACUGAGGGAGAUAAACAUUCCAAUUCUUCUUUUGAAGCCUCUCAACGCAUCAAACUGGACAUGGAGCGUUCAAAUGAAUCAACCAGUGCCAAGCAUAAUCAAUAUCAUUCAGUCACCGAAUCUUCAUUGAAGGAAGAGAUUGAUCAGCUCGAGACAAGACUACAGGAUCAGUUUAAGGUUCGUUGUGCUUUAGAGAAGGCGUUAGGUUAUGGAACAGCUUCUUCGUACAUGCUGACUGAAACAAACGACAUUUCCAUGCCAAAGCCAGCUAUUGAUUUGAUCAAAGACAUUGCGGUUCUGGAAAUGGAAGUUAUUCAUUUGGAACAGUAUCUUCUUUCGUUAUAUCGAAAAGCCUUUGACCAGCAAACCUCUUCUGUAACCCCAAAUUCAGAUAAGAAGAAGAAGCCAAAGUCUCCUCCUGUAACAACCCCUACAAGGCGUCUAGACUUUUCUGAAGAAGAUGAUACGCCAUUGAAAACAGAUCCUCUGCUUCCUGCAGGUGGCAGAGACCAAACGGAGUCCAGUUUUCACCGUAGCCACUCCCAGCGUUCAGCAUUUGAGUGUAAGAAAGCUUCUCCAGAAGAUUCAUGGGGUAAAGCCAUCCGCUCAUGCCACUCCCAACCGCUGUAUGUGCACAAUGGAGAGAAUCUAAUCAGUCUAGCUGAACAUCUUGGCACCCGAAUCUCGGAUCAUGUUCUAGAGACACCCAACAAGCUGUCUGAAGGAAUGGUCAAGUGUAUGUCAAAAAUAUACUGUAAGCUUGCUGAGCCUCCUUCUGUACUACAUCAACAACUUUCAUCGUCAGACUCGUCUUUAUCAUCGCCCUCUGACCAAUACGAUACAUCUACCCCUGGAUUGGGAAACAGCUCCUCCUUCGAUGAUUCUUUCCGUGUAGAAGGAGAGAAGAGCUUUAGUGGACCUUACAGCUCCAUGGUUGAAGUGCUUUGCAUUUACAGAGACGCCAAAAAGGCCAGUGAGGUCGAAGAUCUUCUGCAGAACUUCAAGUCGCUUAUCAGUAGGUUGGAGGAAGUCGAUCCAAGUAAGUUGAAACAUGAGGAGAAGCUUGCGUUCUGGAUUAAUGUGCACAAUGCACUUGUGAUGCAUGCCUUCUUAGCUUAUGGGAUUCCACAGAACAAUGUCAAGAGAGUCCUACUGCUACUCAAGGCUGCCUAUAACGUUGGUGGACACACGGUUAGCGCGGAAGCAAUACAAAGCUCAAUUCUUGGAUGUAAAAUGUCUCAUCCUGGACUGUGGCUUAGACUACUAUUUGCUUCAAAGAAGUUCAAAGCAGGAGAUGAGAGAUUAGCUUACGCAAUCGAUCACCCCGAACCUCUCCUACAUUUUGCACUUACUUCAGGCAGCCAUUCCGAUCCCCCGGUGCGUGUAUAUACACCAAAGGGAAUCCAGCAAGAGCUAGAAACCUCGAAAGAAGACUACAUAAGAAUGAACUUUAGCUUACGCAAUCAGAAAGUCCAACUGCCAAAGCUUGUGGAGACCUUUGCAAAAGAGUCCGGUUUAUGUCCGGCGGGUUUGACGGAAUUGGUUAACCGGAGUAUACCGGAAUCUUCAAGAACAUGUUUUAAGAGAUGCCAAUCUGGUAGUAAAUCACGCAAGGCCAUUGAUUGGAUCCCACACAGCUUUACAUUCAGAUAUCUUAUUCUUAGAGAAGCUGCCAAAUGAAAAAUUAUUCUUUCAUAUAAUGUGUGUAUAUAAAAAAGAUCGUUGUUAUGUCCCCAUUUUCUAAUUAUAAUAGUGUUGUGUUUUGUCUUGAUGAGUGGAUCUUGUCUCUUGACAGUUACUUGUCAUUAAAAAUAUCCCAUUGUAAUUCA